AUGCGGUUACUGUUACCCCUGGCAUGGCUUGCCCUGUCAGCCUCUGCCAACGUGUUCAGUGCCGGAGAUACCGACGUCUCCCAGCUCGAACAGCGCACACCACACCUGGCCAAACGCUCCUCCCGGGGAAAAUGCGGGCCCAUCUUGGCAUCAUCGGCCGACACGGCCAUGGUCCCGGACACGCUCAGCGCCAGUGCCUCGCGCAAUGUGUCACUGGGCUACAUCCGCUUCGAGCGCAAUGGCAGCUCCCCGCACCCGGUCAGCAUCCACCUGGGAAAGCGCAUGGAGCUGCCAAACAAAGACAUUGGCGCGUUCUACGCCAAAGAGCUGCCCAACGUCAGCGCGCAGAUUGCCCCGGAAGUCGAAGGAGCCACCGCAGAGCAAAUGAGCACGGCCGUGGUGAAGGAGUUCAGCAGCGUGGCCCGCCGAAAGCAGUGGAGCACGGGCACGGAGGGGCUCUGCGGCUGCACGACCAUGUACAUCAUAAGCCGCAAGGCCGUGUACGCCACGCACUGGUUUGAGAACGUCUCGUUCGACCCGGACCCCGAGUGGCGGAAGGCCGGAGAGUCCAAAGAUGAUGUCUUCGAGGCAACUGUCCUGGACAUGUUGGCGGAAGGCGGGACGAACCAUCCGCCUCUAGACCCGGACGUGAUCGAAGACGAGCAUAUCCACGCUUAUUUGAUACACCCGAAACAGACGUGGGAGGAGAAGAAAGGCGAUGUGGGUUAUCCAAAGCAGUGGGACGCGAUUCGGAAGAAGGUGGGGGAGCUUGUGCCUACCUUGCAGGUUGAGGAGCGGUGGACGGAUAUCGCGUACAAGUCACUGGACACAAAUGACGAUGCGUUCAACCAUCCAGAUAUAAUCUGGGGGAGGAACUUGUUUAAGUAUGACCCGAUGCAUAUUUUCGAGCCUGGGGUGAAGGGUAAGUUGGCGAUGUUGUGGGUUGAAGACAAAUUGUAUCAUGAGGAUCAAUGGUAA
This is a messenger RNA of Aspergillus mulundensis, 978 nucleotides long. RefSeq lists its product as uncharacterized. The transcript is spliced from 2 exons. Lineage: Eukaryota; Fungi; Ascomycota; Eurotiomycetes; Eurotiales; Aspergillaceae. The record is from RefSeq and is a predicted model, not a curated record. The coding region runs from base 1 to 978 and encodes 325 amino acids.